Messenger RNA from Helicoverpa armigera (cotton bollworm), 611 nucleotides. RefSeq names its product splicing factor 3B subunit 6 (gene Sf3b6). Lineage: Eukaryota; Metazoa; Arthropoda; Insecta; Lepidoptera; Noctuidae. Gene Ontology annotation, cellular component: cytoplasm; nucleus. Bases 208 to 588 code for a protein of 126 amino acids. The record is from RefSeq and is a predicted model, not a curated record. Gene Ontology annotation, molecular function: mRNA binding. The transcript is spliced from 3 exons.
CACUAAUCCUAAUGUAAUGUCGGACGCCUCGGACGGAUUGUGCGUGCAUUUUGUUGUUUGAACUAAUUGUUAUGAUUGUGAUAAUUUUAUAUUCUGAAUGAUCGUAAAACUAAAUCACUGAAGAAGGUAGCGCUACUAUUGGUCACUUCUUUUUCGUGUAGAACUUCGAGUGCAACUAAUUGUGAUAGUCACUGAAACGUUGCAAUUAUGGCUUUAGCCCUUCAAAGGCGUGCAAAUGUACGAUUACCGCCAGAAGUUAACAGAAUACUUUAUGUCAGAAAUUUGCCCUACAAAAUAUCUGCUGAAGAAAUGUAUGAUAUCUUUGGAAAAUAUGGUGCAAUUCGACAAAUUCGUGUUGGUAAUACGCCGGAGACAAGAGGUACAGCUUUCAUAGUUUAUGAAGAUAUAUUUGAUGCCAAAAAUGCCUGUGAUCACUUGUCAGGCUUCAAUGUUUGCAAUCGGUAUCUAGUAGUGUUAUAUUACAGAUCAAACAAAGCUUUCAAGGGAAUGGAUAUUGAAAAGAAAGCAGAAGAGAUUGAUGCACUGAAAAAGAAAUAUGGUAUAUCAAGUGAGGAUCUGCGAAAAUAAAUACUAUCUGUCUAUAUGUAAAA